Messenger RNA from Indicator indicator, 1746 nucleotides. It is a transcript of the gene NTNG1, whose product is annotated as netrin G1. The transcript is spliced from 9 exons. Bases 1 to 1746 code for a protein of 581 amino acids. Gene Ontology annotation, molecular function: cell-cell adhesion mediator activity. The record is from RefSeq and is a predicted model, not a curated record. Lineage: Eukaryota; Metazoa; Chordata; Aves; Piciformes; Indicatoridae.
AUGUAUUUGUCAAGUUUCCUGUCACUUCACGCCCUCUGGGUUACCGUGUCCUCUGUGAUGCAGCACUACCCUUCUGUAUGGGGACAUUAUGAUGUGUGUAAGACUCAGAUUUACACAGAAGAAGGAAAAAUAUGGGAUUACAUGGCCUGCCAGCCAGAAGCCAGAGACAUGAUCAAAUACGUGAAAGUGACGCUGGAUCCUCCAGACAUAACGUGUGGAGAUCCUCCCGAGACUUUCUGUGCAAUGGGGAAUCCCUACAUGUGCAAUAACGAAUGUGAUGCAAGUACCCAGGAACUGGCUCAUCCUCCAGAACUGAUGUUCGAUCUUGAAGGAAGACAUCCCUCCACGUUUUGGCAGUCCACAACUUGGAAAGAUUACCCAAAGCCUCUUCACGUUAAUAUUACACUUUCCUGGAACAAAACCAUUGAGCUAACAGAUAACAUUGUUAUCACUUUUGAAUCUGGCCGUCCAGACCAAAUGAUCCUGGAGAAAUCACUUGACUAUGGACGAACAUGGCAGCCCUAUCAAUACUAUGCUACAGACUGCUUAGAUGCUUUCCAUAUGGAUCCAAAAUCGGUGAGGGAUUUAUCACAGCAUACAGUCCUGGAAAUCAUUUGCACAGAAGAAUACUCUACUGGGUACAUGACAAACAGUAAAAUUAUCCACUUUGAAAUCAAAGAUAGAUUUGCCUUUUUUGCUGGACCUCGGCUUCAUAACAUGGCUUCUCUUUAUGGCCAGCUUGACACAACCAAGAAAUUAAGAGAUUUCUUUACUAUCACAGAUCUGAGGAUAAGACUGCUUAGGCCAGCAACUGGAGAAAUCUAUGUAGAUGAACAACACCUAGCACGCUACUUUUAUGCCAUUUCAGACAUAAGAGUAUACGGAAGGUGUAAGUGCAAUCUUCAUGCUACUGGCUGUAAAGAAGAAAACAAAAGACUACUUUGUGAAUGUGAGCAUAACACAACUGGCCCAGACUGUGGAAAAUGCAAGAAAAAUUACCAGGGCAGACCGUGGAGCCCUGGUUCUUAUCUGCCUAUACCUAAGGGCACUGCUAAUAUCUGUAUACCCAGUAUUUCCAGUAUUGGUAAUCCUCCAAAGUUUGAUAGGAUAUGGCCGAAUAUUUCUUCCCUUGAGGUUUCUAAACCAAACCAAGUUGCUCCCAAAUUAGCUAUGUCAACUGUUUCUUCUGUUCAAGUUGCAAACCACAAGAGAGACUGUGAAUGCUUCGGGCACUCCAACCGGUGCAGUUACAUCGAGCUGCUCAAUACGGUCAUUUGCGUGAGCUGUAAGCACAACACUAGAGGUCAGCACUGUGAGUUAUGCAGGCUGGGCUACUUCAGAAAUGCUUCUGCAGAGCUGGACGAUGAAAAUGUGUGCAUAGACUGUUAUUGUAACCCUUUUGGUUCAGUCCAUGAUCGCUGUAAUGACAGAGGAUUUUGUGAGUGUAAGGAGGGAACAUCAGGGCCUAAAUGUGAUAAAUGUCUGCCGGGAUAUAUCUGGCACAGCUUGGGCUGUCAACCAAAUGUGUGUGACAAUGAACUCCUGCACUGCCAGAACGGAGGGACGUGCAUCAACAACGUGCGAUGCCAGUGCCCUCCAGCCUACACUGGCAUUUUAUGUGAGAAGUUGAAGUGUGAAAGGGAUCCAGGAGGCUGCAGUCAAAACUCCGGCCAGGGGGCAAUAUCACACAGGCCUCUGUUACUGCUGACUGCUCUACUAGGAGCAACUGGACUCUGCAUAUGCUAG